This is a messenger RNA of Tachyglossus aculeatus (Australian echidna), 881 nucleotides long. RefSeq names its product mitochondrial ribosomal protein L58 (gene MRPL58). Gene Ontology annotation, biological process: mitochondrial translational termination. Gene Ontology annotation, molecular function: translation release factor activity. Bases 1 to 627 code for a protein of 208 amino acids. Gene Ontology annotation, cellular component: mitochondrial large ribosomal subunit. NCBI's taxonomy places the organism in Eukaryota, Metazoa, Chordata, Mammalia, Monotremata, Tachyglossidae. The record is from RefSeq and is a predicted model, not a curated record. The transcript has 6 exons.
AUGGCGGCCGCCGCCCGCCGGCUCCUAGGGAGCCUGAGCCGAGGGUCGGGGUUGCGGGCGCGCCCGCCGCCCGCUCGGGAUCCCCGCGUCCGCCUGCACGGGGGCGGCCCCGACUCCCACUUCCGGAGCGUCUACAGUCUGGACAAGCUCUACCCCCGCUCCAGCGGGACGGACGCGGCCUGGAAAGUGCCGGAUAGCACAGUACAGGCCGGCACAGACAUUCCCUUGGACCGCCUGACCAUAACCUAUUCCCGGAGCAGUGGGCCCGGAGGGCAGAAUGUGAAUAAAGUGAACUCCAAGGCCGAGGUCCGGUUUCAUCUGGCUUCGGCAGACUGGAUCGCCGAGCCGCUCCGACAGAAGAUUGCCAUUGCGCAAAGGAAUCGGAUCAACAAGUUGGGGGAGCUGAUCGUGAACUCGGAAUCGAGCCGGUACCAGCUCCGGAACCUGGCCGAAUGCCUGCAAAAGAUCCGGGAUAUCAUCAGCCAGGCCAGCCAGGAGCCCAAAGCCCCAUCCAAGGAGGCCCAGGAGCUGCACAGGCUCCGGGUUGAGAAGGCGAACCGUGAGAGGCUACGGCAGAAGAAAAUCACUUCGAUCAACAAGGCCAGCCGCAGGGCGGACGUAGACUGAGGGCCCGGGCCGCAGCUACCCCAGGGAGCACAGCUAGAGCCGUCGUGGGAUGAGACUGGUUCAGGUUGAGGAAAAUGAGGGGAAGACUCAUCCACGGUCCAGAAACCUGCGCCGUCUGGAUAUGGAGUGGAGCUGAAUUGCGCGCUGGAUGUGGGCCAAGGGAUCGUUGGAGAAUGGGGAGGGUGUCUCUUCACUGCUCUUGCUGAUGGUUUUGAGGAACUGGAAUAUGAAAAUAUUAAAUUCUUCCCAGGAAA